UGAAUUGGACAUUGGCUGGUUAUAACGUAGAAGUUUUGUAAUAGCGAUAAUAUAGCGUGAGUCAAGUUGAGUGGUUUUAAUCGAGUUGUCAGCCAUGAAUUUAAAUUCAAAGGAUAAGACAAAAUGAUACGCAAGAAAACGGGACACAUUUCUAUUUCUUACGGUCAAGGGAUUACCUGUUGAAAUUAGUGCAAGUUUAUAAACUUUUUAAAUUUCUAAACAAGGUGUAUUGUUAGAAGUGUUCUUUUGGUAAAAGUAACGGAAUCUUAUAUCUUCACAAUGCUGACAACAGUUUUAUGUGUUUUAACUUGUGCAUUUAUAUACCAGGUGGGAUUAACUCUAGGUUUUGAUGUUUUAAAGAAACCACAGAUUGAUACAUUAAAUUCUACGCUAUAUUUAAACAAGGGAGAUAAUUUAACGCUGACUUGCUCCGGUAAUAAUGAUGUAAAAUGGUAUUCUACAGCGCUGGGUGCAGGACAGCAAGGGACACCUGAACCUGAAGGCCAUGGUAUAUUAUUUAUUUCACUUCCGGUACAAGAAGGUGGUCGUUACGCUGUACAGUUGAAUAUUACCAAUGCCCAGUAUUAUGACACGGGACGAUAUAGCUGUCUUUACAUAGAUGAUUAUAAUAAGAUCAAUUCUAGUGUCUAUAUCUACGUCAGAGAUCCAGAUAGAUUAUUAUUGGGGCAUGCAUCAGCACCAUUUCCAUUCUUCCUGUUGAUCAAUAGAAAUAGACCAGCAGUAAUUCCAUGUAAGGUAUCGGAUCCAACGGUUAAUGUUAGUCUGGUAAAGUCUAUCGGCAUGGUACCAGUAUCAGGAAGAAAAGAUGUUACAUAUGACCCAGAAGUUGGUUUCACACUGUACUUUCCUAAUUUAUUUUAUGCUGGAAAUUUUAAAUGUAUUGCUGAAUAUAAUGGGACAGAAGAUGAAAUGAUGGUCGUUCUAAGAUACAGUGAUGUGUUGAUAUAUAUGCCACCUGUAGUAAUAGAUGUUGAACCAGCUAGAAACGUAAUGGUCAAUAGCUCUGUCAAGUUAACCUGUAAGGUCAAAGUUGAAAGGGACACAAUGAUACAAAUGACCUGGGACUAUCCUAAUAAACCACAUACAGAUGGAAUUCGUCCAUCCAAGGCUAAAAGAGAGACAGUGCUAGGUCAAUAUUCAUACAGUGAAAUAUCCAUGACAUUAGAUAUUGAUGUUAUUCAAGUCAGUCAUAUGGGAGUGUAUAGAUGUACCAUCAAAAAUUACAAGAAAGAAUCAUAUGGUGAAACCAUCAUCAGUGUUUACGAAAAGACAUUUGUAUAUUUAACUCCGGGAGAUGAUGUUGAAGUUGUCGUAGGUGACAAGAAAGCUUUCCUUCGAUUUGGAAUCAAUGCUUUUCCUGAACCCUCUUUAGAAUGGUAUUUUGAAGAUAAAAAAAUUACUGCAAAUCAUUUUUAUGGCAUCGGACAAGUUGAUGAUGCUGCUGCAUUAUCAGUAUUUUAUCCUACUGCUUCUAAAAUGGGGAAGUAUACACUGUUCGCCUAUACACAAGAUAUGAAUACAUCAGCUUCUAUGAACCUGUUUGUUUUUGGUCCUCCUAAGAUGAAGUGGGCGACUAAAAAGCCUGUAACUAAGUAUAUGAUUAAACAGCGCUGGAGGUUAGAGUGUCAAGCUACUGGUUAUCCAGCCGCUAAUGUCACCUGGCUAUUUAAAGAAUGUUUACCUCAGAAUUGUUCGGAGUGGGUCAACAUUACUGAAACUAAUUUGUCUUACGAGAUCAAAGGUACUACCCUAUCCAGCCUUGAUAUUAUAGCUGAACGAUCAGGUUGGAUUCGGUGUCAAGGAGAAAAUAAUUAUGGUAUGGAUUUCUUAGAAACUGAGUUUACUGUUGUUGAGGUUCCAAAUGGUUUAGGUUUCAGCGAAUUAAAUCGUAACGUAACAGAAUUUGACCGUCUGGAGUUAGAAUGUUAUGGGAGUCGUCACUUUUACAAAGAUUUGGUUAUUUUAAAAGUUAAAGACAGUCCUAUAGCCCUUGACAGCAAUGUGAUUGACAAUGAUAAUGAUAGUGACACUACAGUCAGUUAUACAGUUGAUAAUAAUUUUACUACCUCGGCUACAGAUACUGCUGGUUUUACAACUAUUGUCGAACAAACAACCCAUUCCAAUGUAAGAAAGGCAUUAUUUGAAAAGCUCAGUAAGAAAGAUGCAGGUGUGUAUGAAUGUAAGGGUUUAACGUUUGACAAGAAAUUCCACACAGCUCAGUACACACUUAAACUACAUGAUAUUAUUCCUCCCUUCAUGAUUAAAAGUACAUCUGGUAGAAUUCGGGCCCAGAAGUCAACUUCAUUAUCAAUGGAAUGUCUUUUCGGAGGAUUUCCAGAGCCACAGGUCCAAUGGUAUAAAGAUGGUGAUAUCAUCCGAGGUAACAAUACCAUGGAUAUUGGCUUCUCUCAAAAUGGCGGAAGAAUGAUUAUAGAUAAUGCUACCGAGGUUCAUAUUGGAACUUAUAUGUGUGAAGCUUGGAACUAUGGAGGAAAAGUAUUCAGCAGCAAUAUGACUCUUCUUGUUGGAGAAAAUUUGCACGAGGCUGGAUUUUCUAAGGUUUAUAUUGGAAUAAUUGUUUGUAUUCUGAUAGCUGCAGCCAUUAUUGUGGUUAUUGUUAUAUGCUUCAUUCGAAGAAUGAGAAAGAAACUGACUAUAAAAAUGAAAGAUUAUGAGCAAUAUUUAUUGGCGCCGAAAGGAGAUUACAAUCCAGAAAUACCAAUAGAUGAACAGACGGCAUCGCUACCAUACGAUCCUAAAUGGGAAUUUCCUAAAGAUCGAUUAAGAAUGGGUAAUGUAUUAGGUCAGGGAGCAUUUGGUCGUGUUAUUAAGACAGAAGCUAUUGGUAUUACAGAAGGUCAAUAUGUUACAACUGUAGCUGUUAAAAUGGUUAAAGAUUGUACAGACAAGGAACAGAUGAUGGCCCUACUCUCAGAGUUAAAAAUCCUUAUUCAUAUCGGACAACAUCUCAACAUUCUUAAUUUACUGGGAGCUGUCACCAAAAAUAUCAGAUUUGGUGAACUCUAUGUUAUUGUUGAGUAUUGUCACUUUGGUAAUGUAAGAAGUUAUUUAUUGAAAAAUAAAGACUCUUUCGUUGAUACAAUGGAAGAUUAUGUUGACCCGGCUGUGGAGAAAAAACGUGAAGCCGCUUCUGAAAAAUCAAAACGACAUUACAUCAACACUCCAGCACCAAAUAAUAGUGCUGAUCUCAUUGGCCCACCUCUCACAACAAAGAAUUUGAUUUGCUGGUCAUUUCAAGCUGCUAGGGGAAUGGAAUAUCUGGCUUCUAAAAAGUAUAUUCAUCGUGAUUUAGCUGCUAGAAAUGUUUUAUUAAGUGAAGAUAAUGUUAUCAAGAUCAGUGAUUUUGGUCUAGCUAAAGAUUGUUACAAGAAUAUGGAAUACAAGAAGAAAGGCGAUGGACCGGUACCAGUAAAAUGGAUGGCUCUAGAGUCUCUAACGCAUAAAUUAUACACAACAAAAAGUGAUGUCUGGUCAUAUGGAGUUUUAAUGUACGAGUUAUUUUCUUUGGGAGGCAAUCCCUAUUCUGGUAUUGAACUUAAUGAGAAGUUUAUAGGACUCUUAAAAUCUGGUUAUAGAAUGGAAAAGCCAUCUCAAGCUUCCGAUGAAAUAUAUCAAAUUAUGUUACGUUGUUGGGAUGCAUCACCAGACAAACGCCCAUCUUUUGUACAACUAGUCAACAUCAUGGGCGAUUUCCUGGAAGCUAAUGUUAAACAGUAUUAUCUUGACCUCAACUCAACCUUUUCUAAGAUGUUAGAUGAAAGUGGGGCAGACGAAGAGGCUGAAAAAGACGGCUAUUUAAAGAUGUCUGGCUCAACAGACUAUACACCCAUGUCUGUUGCCAUGCCCGAUUCUUAUACAGGAGAAGAUGAUGUAGAAUCGGCACGCUAUAUCAACCAAGCCAGAUGGAGAAAAGAAAAGGCAGACGACAUUGAGCUUCAGCCGUUGACUGGAGGUAAAACUACAGAGAAUGAGUUGAAAGAAGCAAAACCUAUAAAAGACAAAGAUGACUCCAAUUCACCUGUUCAGCUUAGAACUCGCGCCGAUAUUCAUUGUCCCGAUGAUACAGAUAGUGGUCACUCGAGCAGUUACGCUCCAGGAACAUCGCCGGUUGACAAUAAUGGCUACUUAGUCCCUAAAUUACUUGAGGAACCUGAAAAAAAGACCAACUCCGCAGGUGACAGAUCGUUUUCUUCGAGUGCGUUUCAUAAUAGUCUGUUCAAUGACUCACCACCACCUGACUAUCGUGCAGUCAUGGAAGAAAAUCCCAAUGCGCUUCCGGUUUGACGAGGAAAAGAUAAAUUUUGGAAUGUUAAUUUAUUUGUUUUAGUGUCAAAAUAGAUGACAACAUUAAUACAGAGUUUGGUAGAUAAGUUCAAAUUUUUAUGGACUUGGCCCGCUCGGAGAUAUCAAGAUAGAUAUAGUUAUCGUUAGAAAAUGUCCAUGCUUAGAUAAAUUAAAUUAUGGCAUGGUUAUAACAGCAGUCAAAUAAUAAAAGACAUCUUAAUUAAUGUAUUUAUCCUCGGCAGGACAGAACUUAGCCUCAUUAUAAUACACAAAAGAUUUUUCCACAAUAUACUGAAACUUGUUUGCUGAAGGAACAAAGUCAAUUGCAUCAGUUGAGAAAUCUUCAUGGAGGAGAGAACUUAAGGUAGCCAUAUUAGGAAAAAGACCUUUUUUUAAAAAAAAAAUAUUUAUUCACUGAAGGAAUGAAGUUAGCCAUGUUUAACACUGCCAAAGAUCACUUGUGCUAUAAUAUGAUAUAAAUACUACACAAUAAUGGACCUAGUGCACAUGAUCUGAUGAUGUAAACAAGAAUGGAUGCUAUUUGUGCACAUGAUAUGAUGAUGUACAUGGUACAUAAAAAUCAGUAUUGUACAUGAACACAAUUUGAUGAUGCAAUCAUAAUUUAUGUAGUGCAUCAUUAAUAUUUUUACAUAUCUUAAAAAUAUUGUGAAAAUAUGUGCUGAUACAAAGACAAAGUGAGACUUUUAUUUGAAAGAAAAUAUUUUAUUUAUAUGACGUGUAGUUGGUUAGAGAGAGGAAGUGGUUAUGAACAGAAACAGUGUUUCUAAAUAGAGUUGUAACAUAUCUAGAAUGAAAGCACUCACUCCUAAUUUCUGUGUCACAUAAGAAAAUGUUAUAUUUUUUGUGGAAUGUGUAUUUUACAUACAUCUUUCAUGGACAGAAUAUGAUUGUUUAUCUGGACGUACUGAUGCCUGAUAAUACAAGCUUACCCAAUUGUUUCUGAUUUUAUCAGUUAAUAAGCUGCCUUUGGACAGUGUUAUCACUACAAAAGUUGUGUAUUUGUGGCUUUAGUUUUACUACCAACCAAGUAAAAUGAACAGUGACAAAUAAAAUCGCUUUGUUGGUGACUGAGUCAAGUACUGAAUCUGACAAGAAAAUCUUCAUGUGUACAGAUAACUGAAAGGUUAUUAAUUAUAUAUUUUUAAUUGUUGUAACUUGUUACGAGAAAUUGCUAGUUUCUAUCUUAUAAUUCUAUCAUAUAUUAUAUAUUUUAAUAUUUGUCAUAAUAUUGGUGUAUCAGUUCAACUUAUUGUUAAAGUGGCCUUAAUUUGUUCUAUACACAGCUAUAGUAUCAUAGAUUGAAGAGGCAAGUAGGCUACACAAAAUGAUCAAAAUUGCUUUCGAUUACCUCGGCUCAAAACAGAUGUUAGUGUGGACAAAAUAGCAUCAAUUGUGGAAAUGGUAACUAGCUUUCUUGCUGUUCACGCAAUUACUUGUGUGAAAUGUUGUCUCGGUCCACCAUUUAAAAAUGCAUUCUGAAGACCGUGUUUUGAAUUUUUAGUCAUUCAAAAAUUUCUGUACUUUUGACAUUAUAAAAAAAUUGACACUAUUUUAUCCUGACAUUUUGACUGGAGCAAUCAAGACUAGGUUUCAAUUUCCCUAAAAAGAAUCUCUAUCAGACAACCAAUCUAUUAAUUUUAAGAAAUUGACAUUGAGGAAACAAGGCCCUUAUCCUUCCAUACAUUGAUCUGUUCUUGCCAUAGCUGAAUCAAAAUAAAUAUUAAUAUUGCAUAAAACUUAGUGAAAUUACAAAUGUUGUGUAUCUUAUUUUUUGAUGGAAUCUGGUGCCUUGUACAUUUUGAAUUAAACUUUUAAAAAUCUGCUCAUUAACCUUUUGAACCCUGGUAUAUAUACCAUAAAUGAUCCCUCCCCCCUGGCCCAUGGGGCAAAAUUUGACAAUUUUCAAGGACAAAAUAUAAAAUUGCUAAUUACUCAAAAUGCCAACAAGGGGCAUAUUCUGCAUGUGUUCAGAGCGGAAUUAAUAAUGCGUCAUGCUUGGCCAGAAGACCGGCCAGUCGGAAUAUAGACACAAAUGUUGAAUUAAAAGUUUGAAAAUUGAACUCCACAACUUAGGUAUCAUAGUCAGGUUAGAACCAAGCAAUGUUGACUAAAAACCUGUGGUAUGUGUGUCAUAGGUUAGCCACCAUUGUACAUGUUGUAAUUUCAUGAGGUAUUAUUAUUAUUAUUAUUAUUCCUAUACUGCUGCUUCAUAUUACGAGGAACAAGAAUCAAAAUGUAAUAAUUUGAUCACAAUUUUAUAUUUAUUGGAUAUUGUAUGAUAUUUUUAUUGAUGAUAUUUACAUAUCGUGAGUGCCUCUCGAUUGCUGCCUCGUCCAUACACUAUACAUUUUAAACAUUUUCUUUUAAUACAAGAAUAUUCAUGCUCGUAUUUUCUACUUUAUAUUGAAAAUGUUGAGUUAUAUUCAAUUUUUAUAUAGGUUAAUUAAAAUAAAAUAAACUAGACCUCUUUAAAUUUGGAGGCGAUUUAAUUGAAUUGAAUAUGUUUUGUGAACAAGAUGUCUGUCUACAUUUACAAUUUUAGGUUCAGAGAUAUCUAUAGAGCCAAUAUUGAGAUAAAGCUGAAUUUGCACUGUUAAUACUUUAAACCAAAUUUGAAACAAUGAUUAGUAAAUAAAAUGACUUCCUCUUAAUCUUUGGAAUCAACCCCACCCCAACAGCUAAUCCAAGAGGUAUAAACAUAUGUAUUAAAACUCCCACCAGAAAAAUUAAGCCCUCCUACUAACGUGUUGCUUGCCAAUCUGCAAUUUACCAAAAAAUUAUGAUCUGAUUUAGCAUGAGAUUUUGGUAACAGAUAUGAAAAGGCUUUGAGCAACGGACGUUUAACUUGGAAAGAAAAUGAAUUUCCACUAUAGAUUGUCUUACGGCCUGGAUACGAUGAAACCUUGGCUUAAUUUGAAUAGUGUCUAUAGAUGUUAAAUCAUAUCAGUAGUUUAUACUGCCUUAUGUGAUGUUAAAUACAAUAUAUAUGAUGUAACGUUUUUUUUUUUAUUUUCAUGUACAUCGUUGUAUGUUAUGUUCAUAUAAUUAAAUGUAAUAUUAUGUUCGUAUUCAACAAAUACUUGUUAGUUAUGAAAUUUAAUUGUACAAAUCCAGACUAUCAAUUGAAUGAAUUUUUUUAAGAAAUAUGUGAUAUUUAUUUUAAUAUUUUCUGGUUUGGUAUUGUCAUUAGCUCUAUCGUUCCACAGUUUAGACCUAAUUGAUCUGAGAAAAAUAUUUGCAACUGGUUUGCAACUAUUAUCAAAAAAGAUCCUGAUCAAAUUAAGGCCCAUGCUUAUUAUUUUUUCCCUAAUCUUUAGACUAACUUUUAGAGAAGAUAAUAUAUUUUAUUGGGCUUGUUUGUAGAAAGGGGGGUUGGAUGGCCAAAUGGUUGUACGUGACAAGGAGUAAGGUUGCCUGUCCAACCUCGUGGGUUUUCUCCGGGUCCUCUGGUUUCCUCCCACUGCUAAUAGACCCCUACAUGCAAGCGAAUUAUUGAAAUAAAAUUGAACCAUGUGCUAGUCCCCAACUGACCUAGUUUGUGUCGAGUGGACGUUAAACCCCAUUUCUCUCUCUCUUUCUCUGUUUAUAGAAAAGCAGAGAAUAUCUUUUAAAGAUAGUCCAAACUGUUCCAGAUAAAUUUAAAGCUGCUGGUGACCAUAUUUUGUGACCUGGCAAACUAUUUUCUUUCAAUACCAUGUGUAUGUAUGUAUUGCCUUGCUUUAGCCAUGUUGUUAAUAUUGUCUUUUGUAUUGUUUUUUUGCCAUGUCAGCCUUUGUAUACCUAUAUUUCAAGUAUUUUAGAGUCGCAAACUAAAUAAGUUUUAUAAAAUAUUUGUUUGUGCCUGUGGCCAACGAUAUCUUGGGAAAAUAAAUUAGAAUUGUUAUUAAAUAGUAUUUUUUAAAAUCUGAUCAUACAUUACAUGUAAUGAGAUUCAUGACUACCAUUUUGAAUAUUCAUUAUUAUGUAUUGCAUUGGCAGCAUUGCCCAAUGUUAUAACAUUUAUUCCAAGUGGUGUAGGGAGAUACGUUGAGUUUUUGUUUUGUUUUCAAGUUGAGCUGUAUUUUACCCUAACUGUCAAUAAACAUUUGACAAUGCAGAGCUUCCAAAGCAAGGGGAGCAUUAAAGUAAAAAUGGUUGAUUAGUUAAAUACUACCAUGGCAACAUUAUGUUGGUGUGUCUACAUUUAAAUGGUCCUGUCAGAUAAAAAAUGUUUUUUGACAGCUCAAAGCCGGAUUGGUCGGACCAUUUUAUUUUAGUAUAAUGCCCAGCGUUGAGGUAUAACUUCAUUUGUCUCCCUAUACUACUGUUCAUUAUAAUUAAAUAUUAAUUUUUACAUUGUCAUAAUUAGAAUGUGCUGAAACCAUGUUGUUAACUGAUUGUAGAAUUUAGCAUCUUAUAUUUAAUUUAUUUUUAUCAUCCAAAUUGUCUUUUUAGUCUUGACGAUCUAUUUAUUAGAAAUGAGUUUUAAUUUUUUAAGAUAAAUCUUGCUCAGAUGUUUUAACUUUUAACUCUUUUGUUAAGGUAUAAAAUAACAAAGUCCAAAUUUUUAAUUGCAAAUACCACACGAUGUCAAAACACAAUAUGUGAUUAUACAAUUAAUAUGAGUGAUGAGAUUGUUGUGUAAGAAUUAAAUACUAGUAGUCUUGAAAUGUCUUAUUAUGCUUUGUCUGUUAAAAUAAUAUUGAAUAAUGAAUGCUUGCUUUUCUACAAACGGAACAUCUGUCAAUUAAGAUCUGAAUUUAGUUGAAUCUUUGUUUUGGGGACCAUUUUCUGCAUGCAUUUAAUACAAUAACAAACUUUGAAGAGCUCAUUUUUUUGGUCUUCAUGAAACUUGCUCUAAUGACUUUGAUCAGUUCUUAUUUAGAUAAAUUUACACAGAUUGCUCAACAUUAACGAGAAUUGAAGAAAAUUUUCUUUUUUUUUAGUAAAAUCCUCUCCUAUAUGCUCACGCAACAAAUCAGAAACUCACAUUAUUUGAUAAAUAAAUAUUAAAGCUCAUACGCCAAAGAUUAUUUAUAGUCUAUCUUGGGAUGAUUUCUAUCGUCAAUGUGUAUUUUACGACAGUAGUAUUAAAUAAUUUUGUAAAAAAAAAUUGGAUGUCCAAAUCAGAUGUCUGCAACAUACCCGGUAGUUAAAUGAAUAUCUCUACAAUUUUUUAAAUUGAUUAUGUGUGAUAUACUAGUCUUAUAUACUGGGUAAAUGUAAACUGAAUUGCGGCAAAUAACAAAAUACUCAAAACGCAUAUAGAACUACUGCAUCAGUCACCUCAUAUGAAAAUCCAAAUUACAUGGUAAUUAACUCCUGAAAAUUAAGUAAUGAGAGCAUGGGGAGCGUACCAAAGUUCCCAUGGUCCUAACCCUAACCACAUAGGAUCCUUUAUCAUGCCGUCUUCAUUAACCCAUUCAUUAGGCCAGUUGGAGCAGAUUAUUUGAUUUAUCAUGUUCCCAUUAUAUACUAUUAUUGUUAAUCUAGGAAACACAUGGACCCUGGAAACAUAGGAAUGACUCCACAAUGCACUACAAAUUUCAAUUAUUUAAAUAUUGUGGCCGAUACAGCAGUAACAAUUAGUAUUGGUAGUCUAUGCAGGUAGAUAUUUUACACUAGCUGUAUCUUAUAGUUCAUCCUUACUGUAGAUUGUAGGGUAUUCAUGGUUUUGUAUAUUUGUAAAUAAUUAUAUUACUGUAUUAUUAUAAAUUAAUUAUAUUAUAAAUAUUAUACAUAUUAUCAUUGACAGCAAUAAAUUGUUGAACUUUA
Patella vulgata (common limpet) is the source of this 10101-nucleotide messenger RNA. Its product is annotated as vascular endothelial growth factor receptor 1. Gene Ontology annotation, cellular component: signaling receptor complex. The record is from RefSeq and is a predicted model, not a curated record. The transcript is spliced from 24 exons. Bases 280 to 4326 code for a protein of 1348 amino acids. Lineage: Eukaryota; Metazoa; Mollusca; Gastropoda; Patellidae. Gene Ontology annotation, biological process: positive regulation of kinase activity; multicellular organism development; cell surface receptor protein tyrosine kinase signaling pathway. Gene Ontology annotation, molecular function: ATP binding; transmembrane receptor protein tyrosine kinase activity.